AUGUCUCUUCGCUCAGUUAGUAUGAGGGGAGGACAGGAGACACAGCUUGCUGAUACUCUAACGCCUGUUGUUGAGAAGAGUCAUUCUCGCUCCCCAUUAAUGUUUCUGGAACAGCCCCAUCCAUUGUCCAGAACCGAGAGGGACUUUUGGUCCGCAGGAAAGAGUGAUAUUCCAUCAUUUGGUUGCAAUCCAUGGGACUUUUAUGAAAAGUUUUUAGAACUCAAAUCGGGGACAAUCCUAGUCGUCGGCAAUGAUAGGUCUACAGUGCGAGCAAUUCAAGAGUGUGACGUUGUUCGAUCCUCAGGCGAACACGACGUUGAAACUGCAACAUUAACCUAUCAAUCUCUUCUCUCCAUCCGACAUCCCAAUUUUGUUGAUGUUUGUGAGUCGUAUGUGUUUGAAAGCCAGGUAUUUGUUAUCACUGAAUAUGUUGGAUUUUGUCUUGAUGAUAUAUUACAACGCUCCCUCCGCCUCUCAGAGCCUGAGAUAGCUUAUGUUAUCAGUCAAGUUCUGGCGGGCAUAAUAUUCAUCUGGUCGAGAAAACUCGAGCAUCCUCGUAUAUCAACACGGAAUGUUUUCAUAUCUCCGAACGGCGAGGUCAAGAUCGAUCCUACGGAUUUUCCGAGCAGUGAUGGCCAAAGUUCGAGAAACAUGGAAUGUUUGAAGACCCUCAUGCUACGCAUGAUGCAUGCGACCAAUGAGACGGUGAAAAAUCUUCCAGCAGAGUCAUGCUCAGCUGAGGCAGUCAGCUUUAUGGCGGCCACUUCUUGGGCGUCUCCUUCACGUAUUUAUAACUCGCUGUUCGAGCACUGCGACGGUCCUGAAGCCUCUCUGUGUAUUGUCUAA
Molecule: messenger RNA, 846 nt
Organism: Pseudogymnoascus destructans
Lineage: Eukaryota; Fungi; Ascomycota; Leotiomycetes; Thelebolales; Thelebolaceae
Gene: PAK1
Product: p21 protein (Cdc42 Rac)-activated kinase
Exons: 4
Coding region: 1-846 (281 amino acids)
Biological process (GO): protein phosphorylation
Molecular function (GO): ATP binding; protein kinase activity
Source: RefSeq, a predicted model, not a curated record